AUGCUUUAUGUCUGGAUUGACAGCAUGCGUCGUGCCAGCCUUCCUGUAUCGCCAUCCCUCGCCAUUGCCAAAGCGAAAAGCAUUGCUUCCAGCCUGUCAAUUCCGGAAUCAGAUUUUAAGGCAUCUUGGCAAUGGUUAAGUCGAUUCAGAGUUCGGCGUGGAUUGGAGAAGAUGCUCCUUCACGGAGAGGGAGCAGAAGUCAACAAGAACGAUCCGGAAUUGCUAGCUGCUUUAGAAAACCUUUAUGCGAUUAUCGCUCAAUAUGACCCUGAAAAUGUCUACAACAUGGAUGAGACCGGCUUGUUUUUUCAAUUGCUUCCGAGAUAUAGUCUUCUUAUGCCAGACGAGGAUAUCUCAACCACCAGAGGCAAAAAGAAAGCGAAAGAUCGAGUUUCUCUGAUCGUUUGUGCCAACGCAACCGGAACUCACAAAAUUCCUUGCGCUUUGAUCGGAAAACCCAAAGAACCAGCUUGUAUUAAGGACCGACAUUGGCCAGUUCCUUAUUUCAAUCAAACGAAAGCUUGGAUGGAUGUAGAAACCUGUUGGAAGUGGUUCAAUGAGGUGUUUUUUCCAGAAGUGAAAAAGCGAAAAGGAUGUUGCGUUCUAUUGCUCAUGGACAAUGCUCCGGGACAUUUUGAAGCCUUCAAACGCGACAAUAUUCGGAUAGAUGUUCUUGACUUUUACGAACUUGACGAGGAGGCGAAAAGUCGAAAGAAAGAUCAGGGGCGAAGAUUGCGACGACGUGCUGCAGGGGUCUUUUACAGGAACCCAGUGCACCUGCUCGAUGCUGCAAGUUAUGUGAAAGAAGCCUGGGAUUCUGUUUUGUCAAGCUCGAUCAAAAAUGCUUUUGUCAAGGCCAAACUAAUGACUUUAGAACCAGAACUGGAGGCUGAUAGCAAUGUUGAAGAUGUGGGCACCGAAGUUGCGAAGGCUUUGGAAACAUUGAAUUUAUCUAUCGCUCCAUCACAACUGGAGGACUUCGUUCACGUUGAUGACGAGAACAACGAAGAAUAUGCUGCUGCGGUAUUGGAAGAUGUUGAAGAGCUUUUGGAGUCGAUGAAAAUUGUUGAAACGGUGAUGGAUGAUGAUGAUGACGAUGUUGAUCCUCAAGACCUGAAUGCCGGUUUAGAAAGUAGAGUUGUAUUUCAGGGGUUCAAAUCCCUUUACAAACAGGUUCUCGACAUCGAGGAUCAGCUGCUCUGCUCUGAAGCUCAAAUUGAAGCUGGUGAUACAUUCAAUGAUCGUAAGAAAUCGUUUGAAUCAUUUCAGAGCAAGAUCCGGGCUGUCUCCCUCAAAGCCAAACGCAAGAAACUUCAAAGCUUUUGCCAAAUGACGAUUCAUGACAUGUUUAACUAA
Messenger RNA from Erpetoichthys calabaricus (reedfish), 1356 nucleotides. Its product is annotated as jerky protein homolog-like. Gene Ontology annotation, molecular function: DNA binding. The record is from RefSeq and is a predicted model, not a curated record. The transcript has 2 exons. The coding region runs from base 1 to 1356 and encodes 451 amino acids. Gene Ontology annotation, cellular component: nucleus. Lineage: Eukaryota; Metazoa; Chordata; Cladistia; Polypteriformes; Polypteridae.